AUGGCUGCACCCCCACGAAACGACCAUCGGGUCAUCCUCCACCUUGAUUAUGACUGUUUCUAUGCAUCAGUCUUUGAGGUUGAGCAGCCUGCACUGAGAUCUCUGCCCUUGGCUGUCCAGCAGAAACAUAUCGUGGUAACAUGCAACUACGAGGCCCGGCGGCGAGGGUUGCAUAAAUUGCAACUUAUCAAAGAUGCCAAGCGCAUCUGCCCCGAUGUGGUCAUCGUCUUGGGUGAAGACUUGACCAAGUUCAGAAAUGCAUCUAAGGAGCUGUAUCUGUUUGUUCGAUCCUUUGUUUGGGGCGGACGUGUGGAGAAGCUGGGGUUUGAUGAGCUUUUUCUAGACGUCACGGAGAUGAUCGAUUACAAUACCGGUGUCUUGAACCCGAAUGACUUGUCGAACUCGUUUUUCUAUCUUGAUCGGAAAGAUCCUACUGUCGGCUUUUCUUACGAUGCCACUCGAUUCCAGGGAUCGACCUUUCCGGCGACGGAGGCUGCGCCGACCGCUCAGAAUGAGGUAUCUUCUUUGGAUAUGAGAUUGCUUGUCGCUUCACAUUUUCAAGGAUUCUUGAGAAGUAAUAUGGAGCACAAGAUUGGUUUCACGGCUACGGGUGGAACUUCAACGUCCAAACUGCUGGCAAAGUUGGUUGGCAGUGUCCACAAGCCCAACGGGCAAACGACUCUCCUGCCGCCAUACACGGCGGUUGGAAGUGUCCCCAGCAAUGUCACACAGUUUAUGGAUGACCAUGAAAUUCGAAAAAUUCCCGGGAUUGGCUCACGGAUCGCCGAGAGACUGAAAACUUAUAUCUCAGGGGAAGAAACUGCCGAUGAGAAGAUCACCGUCCGAGACAUCCGCCAGUUCCCGGGAAUGGGGCCACCCUUGCUAGAAAAGAUCCUUGGCGGACCGGGGUCAGUGAAAGGGAUCGGAACGCGCAUGUGGAGCAUUCUCCAUGGAGUGGACAAUACAGAUGUGCUCGAGGGCCGAGACGUGCCAACCCAAAUCAGCAUCGAAGAUUCCUACGGCCGACUGGAUACCUUGGAGAGUGUGAGGCGAGAGCUGGUUGCACUCUCAGGAAGCCUGAUCCGACGCAUCAGGACCGAUUUACUUGAUAAGAGUGACGAUAGCAGUCCGCAAGGGAGAUGGCUCGCCCAUCCUCGCACUCUGCGACUAUCGACGCGGCCAAGGCCUCCGCCAGACAUGGAUACUGCACAUGCAUACAAUUACAAUCGGAUUUCCCGCUCAGCGCCUUUGGCAUCUUUCAUCUUCAACUUGGAUGAGAACAUCGAUGCGUUGGCUGAACGAUUAGUCAAAGAUAGCCUUUUGGCUAUGUUCCGAAAACUGCAUCCUGAAAAGGCCGGCUGGAAUCUCGGUUUGAUCAAUGUUGCGGUAACCAAUAUGGUUGAGACCGCUGGUGAUCAGAAGCAGAGCAGUGGGCGUGAUAUUGGCAAGAUGUUUCGACAGCAGGAGACGGUGCUUAAGGACUGGACUGUGCAGGAACCUGAACCCCCAUUGGUGCCCGUUCAGGCUUCCCGAUCGCUUAUUGGAGGUUCACCUGAGAUUGAGCCACAGUCUGCCGAGGCCGAGGAUGACUGGGAUGAGGGCGACGAAGAUGAACCCUUGGCUAGCACACGGUCACAAGCCUCAGAGGCUAUUCGCCAUGUUACGCCAGUCGAUAACGCUAUCAUUCGUACCCCCUCACACAAAAUAGACCAUCUAUCCAGCUUCGAUGUUACCUUCAGCCUACACCAAGACGGCAAGCGGAUAAAGCUAGAGCUUGAACCAAACCACGAUAUCCUCGCCGACGACGCUUACGUGCAAUACCUGGGUAUUGACGGUACAGUACGGCACGGUCAGCCGAUCCAGCGACACGAACACAAAGUGUUUAAAGGCCGCGCGCUGGUAGGAUCAGGUACAGGGAGAUGGACGCCAGUCGGUUGGGCCAGAAUCACCGUUAAAAAGGAUGGCCAGGAACCACUUUUCGAGGGUGCAUUCAGCAUCGACAAUGACAAGCACCACAUUGAAUUGCAUUCAAACUAUAUGCACAAGAAGCGACCGAUAGAUGCCGAUGUCGAGCCGAGGGACGGAGAGUAUAUGCUCGUCUACCGAGACUCCGACAUGUUCCAGUACACACACAAUGAGCUGAAGCGGUCGCUUGCCGCCUCCUCCUCUGGUUGUGGAUCAGACACCCUCGACUACAAUGCCGAUCUAUCUAAUUCUAUUUUCCCAUAUGGCGUUGACCAGCUCGACGGCCAGUGGGGUGUUACCUCGUUGAAUUCGCUAUUCGGUCUGAGCAAGCGGCAAUCGGAUACCAGCGGUGUGUCCGGAAACACGGGCGGCGUGAACCUGCAAACGACCAUCGGCGAUACCAGUGGUUGCCCCAAGACGAAGAAGGUGGCUCUGAUCGGAAUUGCGGCCGAUUGUGCGUUGACCGAGUCUUUCGCAUCUAACAACGGGACCCCCAAGGCUGCGGCUCAGGAUUGGAUCAUUAACGUAGUGAACACGGCAUCCAGUCUCUAUGAAGAAUCAUUCAAUGUGUCAAUUGGUCUGCGCAACUUGACAAUCUCCGAGGCUGGCUGUACCUCUGGAGGCUCUUCUGGUACGCCGUGGAACGUCGGUUGCAACAGCGGCAAUGUCACCUGGCGUCUCAAUGAAUUCUCCAAGUGGCGCGCUCAAAAUGCAGAUAGCAACGCUUAUUGGACUCUUAUGACCGACUGCCCGACAGACAGCGAGGUUGGUGUCUCGUGGAUGGGUCGGUUGUGCACAUCCGACUUGACGACCGCCGGCGAUAGCUCUGUUACCGGUGCCAAUGUUGUUGUUCGCAAUUCUGGUGCUUCUUGGCAGGUCUUUGCCCACGAAACUGGCCAUACCUUUGGAGCUGUGCACGACUGUGAUUCGCAGACAUGCUCUCAGAAGUUACAGGAUUCAUCUCAAUGUUGUCCACUGUCCUCGUCAACCUGCGAUGCUGCUGCAAAGUACAUCAUGAACCCAUACGCUAUCAACAGCAUGACCAAGUUCUCAGAUUGUACAAUUGGCAAUAUCUGCUCCGCAAUUGGCAGAAACAGCAUCAAGUCCUCUUGUCUGUCAGACAAUAAAGGAGUCGUGACCAUCAGUGGCAGCCAGUGCGGUAACGGCAUCGUCGAAUCCGGCGAAGACUGCGACUGCGGUGGCGAAGAAGGCUGCAGCGACAACUCCUGCUGUGAUGCAAAAACCUGCAAAUUCAAGGACAAUGCCGUCUGCGACGACUCCAACGACAGCUGCUGCUCCCAGUGCCAGCACUCUUCGGCCGAUACCGUGUGCCGCCCCAGCACAGGCGUCUGCGAUAUUGAAGAAAAGUGCAGUGGAACCUCCAGCUCCUGCCCUGACGACAAAUACAAGGACGACGGCUCAUCUUGCGGCGACAAGGGCCAAGGCCUCAGCUGUGCCAGCGGCCAGUGCACCAGCCGCGACUACCAAUGCCGAACAGUGGUCGGCUCUCUGCUAAACACCAACGACACCUGGGCCUGUGAAAAUACCCAAGACCCUUCAUGCACUCUCGUCUGCGGCGCACCAUCAAUCGCUCACUCCUAUGGCACAACCCCAUGCAUCAAAAUGAACCAGAACUACCUCGACGGCACACCCUGCGACUCAGGCGGCCGCUGCAACUCAGGCCAAUGCAAGGGAUCGUCAGCCCUAGGCUGGAUCAAGCAACAUGAGAAACUCGUAAUCGGCGUCUGCGUCGGCGGCGGCACCUUCAUCCUCCUCGCCCUCUUCUUCUGCAUAUACAGUCGCUGCAGAAGCAGCGCUGCCCAGCGCAAGAUGCGCAAGGCUAUCCCCCCCGGUACAUACCGGCGCUACAAUGGACCCCAGCCCUCUGCUCGCCCACCCCAGAUGAACCAGUGGCAUGGUGUUCCCAAUGGUGGGUAUCAGAAUGUACCUCCGCCUGGACCACCUAUGUAUCAGAAUAUGCCACCGCCUGGGCCGCCGCCACGCUAUGCUUGA
Messenger RNA from Penicillium arizonense, 3978 nucleotides. RefSeq lists its product as uncharacterized. Gene Ontology annotation, biological process: translesion synthesis; proteolysis. NCBI's taxonomy places the organism in Eukaryota, Fungi, Ascomycota, Eurotiomycetes, Eurotiales, Aspergillaceae. Gene Ontology annotation, molecular function: metalloendopeptidase activity; damaged DNA binding; DNA-directed DNA polymerase activity. The coding region runs from base 1 to 3978 and encodes 1325 amino acids. The record is from RefSeq and is a predicted model, not a curated record. The transcript is spliced from 3 exons.